This is a messenger RNA of Racocetra persica, 246 nucleotides long. Lineage: Eukaryota; Fungi; Glomeromycota; Glomeromycetes; Diversisporales; Gigasporaceae. The record is from the annotation of a GenBank genome assembly.
CUGAUAAUCAAGAAAGUACAAAUAAAGAGGAUGAAAAUGAUGAAAAUAAUGAGGACGAUUCAGAUAGAGAUAUAGACGAUUCUAAUAAUAAUACAGAAGAUUCUAUUAGUGAACUUUUUUCAAGAGUUUUUGUUAAUGACUCACUGUUUUGUGCAUCAAAAAUUGAAAAGCCAUAUUAUUCGGCCAAAAUCUAUUCAAAUAUCUGUAUCAAUUGCAGAUGCUUAGAGGUUUCUAAACCAGAAAGAG